Molecule: messenger RNA, 1198 nt
Organism: Cimex lectularius (bed bug)
Lineage: Eukaryota; Metazoa; Arthropoda; Insecta; Hemiptera; Cimicidae
Gene: wuho
Product: tRNA (guanine-N(7)-)-methyltransferase non-catalytic subunit wdr4
Exons: 2
Biological process (GO): RNA (guanine-N7)-methylation
Cellular component (GO): nucleus; cytosol; tRNA methyltransferase complex
Molecular function (GO): tRNA (guanine(46)-N7)-methyltransferase activity; protein binding
Source: RefSeq, a predicted model, not a curated record
UUCGUACCAUGCUUUGUAGUAUGUAGGUUACAGCUUUGUUAUUGCAGUAACGAUCUGUACACAUUUAAUAAUGACUUCGUUAUCUGUUAAUGGUAAUUUGUUUGCGUUGUCCGUUGAACGAGGGACUGUGGCGGUCGAUUUUAGCAAUGAACUUUUCAACGAAAGACUUUUCGUUUCGAGUACCAAGCUGGAAAAAGGUAAUGUCGAGGUUCAGGACGGCAACAUCAGUUUGGCAUGUUGUGCCUUUUCUCCAGGGCCAAAAUACCUGGCAUUUUGUUUUCACAAAGAACUCUGCGUUCACGAAAUCAACAGUUGGCAGUUGGUAUGUAAAAAAGAGCUGAAACGAGCCGCGAGCAGCGUACUGUUUUCGCCGAAAACUGACAAAUUAGUCGUGGCGGAUAAAUCCGGGGACGUUUAUUUAUUUAACUUUGAAAAAAUUCAGGAAGAGGAAGGCCACUUGUUGUUGGGCCACGUUUCCAUGAUACUUGACGUUUUGAUAACCCAAGACGAACGUUUUAUUUUGACGUGUGACAGAGACGAAAAGAUCAGAGUCUCAAGAUUUCCUGACAGCUAUAUCAUCCAAAGUUUUUGUUUGGGCCACAAAGAAUUCGUCAUGACGAUGACUCUACUGAGCCAUAACGAAAAACUACUCGUUUCGGGCAGUGGCGACGGUACAAUUAGAAUCUGGGACUUCAUCGACGGGAGACAAUCGCUCGUCCAUGAUUGUUCAGAAGUUAUAAUUGAUGGAAAUGACAACAGUCAAUCACCGGCUGUCCUUAAAAUUGCUUCCCUCAAAUUGGACGAGAACUCUUCUUUAUUGUGUGCAACGUUUAGAAACUUCAGUGGAAUGCUUGUUUAUAAAAUACUCUCUGAACAUGGCAACAUACUUUCUGUCGCUCAUCAGGUUGUUAAACUCGUUUCAGAACCCAUAACGAUGUGUUUGAACAAAAGUAGAGACGAUGUUUGGAUCAUUGAACAAGGGUUCAUAGCAUCAUUAUACAAAAUUGAUAAUAAAGAGCUAGUUGCAUUUUCAACUAGCGAAGUGGACAAAGUGAAUUCUGUGCUUAAGAAGUAUCCGAACGUUUUCUGCAAACAGUUCAGCCCUAGUAAAAUGAUAGAAAGUUUUUACAAGAAAAACUUUGAUAAUAUGGAAGACUAUUUAAAAAGAAAAAUGGACAGACUUGAACAAAAUAAUAAA